Beta vulgaris subsp. vulgaris (sugar beet) is the source of this 1721-nucleotide messenger RNA. RefSeq names its product dnaJ protein homolog ANJ1. Gene Ontology annotation, biological process: protein refolding; response to heat. The transcript is spliced from 6 exons. The record is from RefSeq and is a predicted model, not a curated record. Bases 306 to 1559 code for a protein of 417 amino acids. Gene Ontology annotation, molecular function: Hsp70 protein binding; ATP binding. Gene Ontology annotation, cellular component: cytoplasm; cytosol. NCBI's taxonomy places the organism in Eukaryota, Viridiplantae, Streptophyta, Magnoliopsida, Caryophyllales, Amaranthaceae.
CCAAAACACAAAAACCACAAAAGUAGAAAGCAGAAAUUCUAGACCCUUCCUUUGUUUUUCUUCCAAAAUCACCAAGAUCUUCGCAACAUCAACGGCCCUAAAACCUUUCUUCUCACCUUACCUUUUAAUCUUCACCGUCAAAAAACCUAUAAAGAAAAAACUCAAAAUUCUUAGGCAGAAAACCCACCUCUCAAAAUUCCCUCAUAUAUAAAUUUGUAAAUUGACAAGAACAAUUCUACAAAUUUCUGCACUUACCCAAUUUACAAGUCGUCAUCUUGUGAAGAACCCAUAACUCAAAUCUUAAGAUGUUUGGAAGAGCACCGAAGAAAAGUGAUAGUACCAGAUACUAUGAGAUCUUGGGUGUACCAAAAGAUGCAUCUCCUGAAGAUUUGAAGAGGGCUUAUAAAAAAGCCGCCAUUAAAAAUCACCCUGAUAAGGGUGGUGAUCCUGAGAAGUUUAAAGAGUUGGCUCAUGCAUAUGAGGUCCUGAGUGAUCCUGAAAAGCGUGAGAUCUAUGACCAAUAUGGUGAGGAUGCACUCAAGGAAGGAAUGGGUGGAGGUGGCGGCAUGCACGAUCCAUUUGACAUCUUCUCCUCAUUUUUUGGAGGGAGCCCAUUUGGUGGUGGUGGUAGCAGUAGAGGAAGAAGGCAAAGGAGGGGGGAGGAUGUAAUUCAUCCUCUGAAGGUAUCACUAGAAGAUCUUUUCAUGGGUACAUCAAAGAAGCUUUCACUCUCUCGUAAUGUUCUGUGCUCAAAAUGUAGUGGAAAAGGAUCGAAAUCUGGAGCUUCAACAAAGUGUUCUGGAUGUCAAGGUACGGGUAUGAAGGUGUCAAUUAGACAGCUUGGCCCGGGUAUGAUCCAGCAGAUGCAGCACCCUUGUAAUGAAUGUAAGGGUACUGGAGAGACGAUUAAUGACAAGGAUCGGUGCGCUCAGUGCAAAGGUGAGAAGGUGGUGCAAGAGAAGAAAGUCCUAGAAGUUAAUGUGGAGAAGGGUAUGCUACAUGGACAGAAGAUUACUUUUCCUGGGGAGGCUGAUGAAGCGCCUGAUACGGUUACCGGAGAUAUCGUCUUUGUUCUGCAGCAGAAAGAGCAUCCUAAGUUUAAGAGAAAGGGUGAAGAUCUCUUUUAUGAGCAUACCUUGAGCCUCACUGAAUCUCUUUGUGGCUUUAGAUUUGUGUUGACUCACCUUGAUGGAAGGCAACUUCUUAUCAAAUCAAACCCUGGAGAAGUUAUUAAGCCUGAUCAAUUCAAGGCAAUCGAUGAUGAGGGUAUGCCAAUCUACCAAAGGCCUUUCAUGAAGGGCAAGAUGUACAUCCACUUCACUGUGGAGUUCCCUGAUUCUCUGAACCCUGAUCAGGUUAAAGCAUUGGAAGCUAUCCUACCACCAAAGCCAACAAUGACACUCACAGACAUGGAGUUGGAUGAGUGUGAAGAGACCACAAUGCACGAUGUCAACAUGGAAGAAGAGAUGAGAAGGAAGCAAACCCAGGCACAGCAGGAGGCAUAUGAUGAAGAUGAUGAGCCACAGGGUGGUCAAAGGGUCCAAUGUGCUCAGCAGUGAUUUUGAGAACUUAAUGUUUGUACCUUAUCGCUCUAUCUAUCGUCCUCGUAUGUGUGCGAGUUUCUUGAUUUUCUUGGGUGGAGCCAUAGUUGUUGCAUAGAAGUUGAGAAUAUGUACUCAAAACUUGUUAGAAACUAAUGCUAAUUUUUCACAUUGCUGAAA